AUGCCUGGUGGAAAGGGAAAGUCUAUCGGCGGAAAGGGUGGAAAGGGUGAUGCUGCGGGGAAGGCCCAGAAGUCUCACAGCGCAAAGGCUGGUCUGCAGUUCCCCUGUGGUCGUGUCAAGCGUUUCUUGAAGAACAACACACAGAAUAAGAUGCGUGUCGGAGCUAAGGCUGCGGUCUACGUGACGGCUGUUCUCGAGUACCUGACUGCCGAAGUCCUCGAACUGGCGGGUAACGCCGCCAAGGACCUCAAGGUCAAGCGUAUUACCCCCGCCACCUCCAACUGGCCAUCCGUGGUGACGAGGAACUUGACACUCUUAUCCGCGCAACCAUCGCUUUCGGUGGUGUCCUACCCCGCAUCAACCGUGCGCUUCUCCUGA
Messenger RNA from Penicillium paradoxum, 378 nucleotides. It is a transcript of the gene htz1, whose product is annotated as histone H2AZ. Lineage: Eukaryota; Fungi; Ascomycota; Eurotiomycetes; Eurotiales; Aspergillaceae. The record is from RefSeq and is a predicted model, not a curated record. The coding region runs from base 1 to 378 and encodes 125 amino acids. Gene Ontology annotation, molecular function: structural constituent of chromatin; protein heterodimerization activity; DNA binding. Gene Ontology annotation, cellular component: nucleosome. The transcript has 3 exons.